AUGGAUUUUCUGACUCACUGGAUUUCUUCUUAUGGUGUUCCAGCCACCCUUACUACUGACCGCGGGAGUCAUUUCCGAUCUGGCCUCUUCCGUGAGUUCACUAAACUGCUCGGGUGUGCGCACAUCACAACCACGGCAUACCACCCUGCCGCCAACGGCCUCGUCGAGCGUCUACACCGUCAACUCAAGCUCGCACUGAUGUCCCAAACGGAAUCAGCUUCUUGGAGUGACAACCUCCCUCUUGAGCCUUUGGGCAUCCGAUCUUCUGCCAAGGAGGACAUCCAAAGCACUGCCACCGAACUUGUGUACGGUACACCCCUCCGUCCACCCGGCGAAUUUGUGCAGUCUUCCCCGACUAACACCAACAUCCCGAGCACCUUCGUACAGCAGUUGACACAAAGCAUGGCUCAACUGCAUCUAACCCCCACUCGUCUGACAUCGAAACGUGUGUUUGUGCAUGAGGAUCUUAAAUAG
This is a messenger RNA of Spirometra erinaceieuropaei, 474 nucleotides long. NCBI's taxonomy places the organism in Eukaryota, Metazoa, Platyhelminthes, Cestoda, Diphyllobothriidea, Diphyllobothriidae. The record is from the annotation of a GenBank genome assembly.